GAUUUGUCACACAAGAGAAAUAGCACCUGCAUUCAUGGCCUCUUCUUCUCCAUAUUCUCUCUAUCUCAUUCUACUUUUCCUGCUGCCAGUUUAUGUUGUAGCUCAAACAAACCAGAAUAUAACGUUGGGCUCCUCGUUAACUGCAGCACUCAAUAUAAAUUCUUCCUGGAAAUCUCCAUCUGGUGAUUUCGCAUUUGGAUUCCAACAAAUAAGAGCUGGUGAGUUCUUGCUUGCCAUGUGGUUCGACAAAAUACCUCAAAAAACCAUUUUCUGGUCAGCCAAUGGUGAAAAGCUGGUGGAAGAAGGAUCCAAAAUUCAACUUACAACAGAUGGCCAGUUCAGCCUCAGUGACACAAGAGGAGAGGAAGUAUGGGCUGCUAAAUUGACUGGCUCUGGUGUUGUUUCAUAUGCAGCAAUGCUCGACACAAGAAACCUUGUGCUGUCGAGCCAGGACUCCAUCUUCUUGUGGGAGAGUUUUAAUCUGCCAACUGACACAAUAAUGCAAUUGGAUGGAAAUCUUGUACUCUAUGGCACAAACUUCCCACUGGAUACAGUGACCAGUGCUUAUUGGGCAACCAUGACUGUAAACGCAGGCUUCCAGUUUGUCUUCAACAAAUCUGGCUAUCUCUACCUAGAAGAUCAAAAUGGGAGCACACUCCGCUUUAUGACAUCAAAUGGAGCUUCAUCAUCUAGGGACUACUACCAGCGAGCAAUCCUAGAAUAUGAUGGGGUCUUCAGGCAUUAUGUCUAUCCAAGGAACAACAAUGCUACUGCUAGUAGUCCUAUGAACUGGUCGAUGCAGUACUUUGAACCUGGAACUAUCUGCGUAAGACUUACGGAAUCACAAAGUAGUGGUCCUUGCGGGUUCAACAGCUACUGUAGUCUUGGAGAUGAUCAGAGGCCUAGAUGCGAGUGCCCACCUGGAUACUCAUUCUUUGAUCCAGAUGAUAAGAUGAGAGGGUGCAAACAGGAUUUCAUCUCACAAGAUUGCAAAGGAAACCAAGAUGCAGAUAAUUUUGAAUUCAGGGAUAAGCUCAACAUGGAUUGGCCAGGAACAGAUUAUGGAUAUUUUAAAGACGUUACUGAGGAUUGGUGUCGGCAAUCCUGCUUGACUGAUUGUUUUUGUCCUGUUGCAGUCUUUAAAGAUGGUGAAUGUACAAUGAAGAAAUUUCCUCUUUCUGAUGGGAGAAUGGAUCCUAACCUUGGUGGAAAAACAUUGAUCAAAAUAAGGAAAGACAAUUCAACAUACAAAUCUCCUGACAGAGGAUCAAGGGAGGGUUCGAUUGACGGGAGUUCAAGAGAGGGUUCACCCUUUGGUUCAAAUAAGGAGAGGUCAACUCUGAUUCCUACUCUAACUAUGCUCUUAAGUAGCUCAUCAUUUUUGAACCUUGUUCUGUUGAUUGCUACUCUUUGGCUUGUUUCACGCUUGUGUUAUUGGAAAGAAGGAUGCUUCAGGUUCAAUCUUCCAGAGCAAACCAAGGCACAAGUUUGCGAAGCUUCAUACAAGGAGCUUGUGGAAGCUACAAAUAAAUUCAAAGAAGAACUUGGAAAAGGUGCUUGUUCAACAGUUUACAGAGGAGUUCUUGACAUUGGUAACAAGAACAUGGUCGCCAUAAAAAAAUUGGACAAGAUGAUGACAGAAAGCGAGCUGGAGUUUCAGGCAGAAAUAAGUGCAAUUAGCAAGACAAAACAUAAGAAUCUAGUUCAGCUGCUAGGAUUCUGCAAUGAGGGACAACAUCGGCUUUUGGUGUAUGAAUACAUGAGUAAUGGAUCUUUAGCAUCUUACCUUUUUGGAAAUUUAAGGCCCAGUUGGUAUCAAAGAGCUCAAAUUGCUUUUGGAACUGCAAGAGGGCUUGUUUAUUUACAUGAGGAGUGCAGCACCCAGAUCAUACAUUGUGACAUCAAGCCUCAAAAUAUUCUACUAGAUGACUCCUUGACAGCAAGAAUUUCUGACUUUGGAUUAGCAAAACAUUUGAAGACAGGCCAGACUCGAACUGUUACAGCAAUUAGGGGAACAAAAGGAUAUGUUGCCCCUGAGUGGUUCAAGAACAAGCCUGUCACAAUCAAGGUUGACGUUUACAGCUUUGGGAUUCUGCUGCUAGAGCUCAUUUGUUGUAGGAAGAGUUUUGAGCAAGAUUCAGAGGAUGAAAACCAAAUGAUAUUGGCUGACUGGGCAUAUGAUUGCUAUGAAGAAGGGAGACUGUAACUGCUGGUUCAGGAGGAUGAAGAGGCAAUUCAGGACAUUAAGAGGGUAGAGAGGUUUGUGAUGAUUGCCAUUUGGUGCAUUCAAGAAGAUCCGUCUUUAAGGCCCACCAUGAAGAGAGUCUCACAGAUGCUAGAAGGAGCUGUUGAAGUUUCUCAUCCUCCAACCAUUCCCCCUUCAUCAGUUUAAUUUAAAUCUACAAAAACCUUGUUAUCUGUUGACAAAGAAGAUCCGUAGUCAAUAUCAUUCAACAGAUUUGUGAAGCCAUCUCUAACUACUGUACAUGUAUUAAUAAAUGAACCUUCCUUUCUUCAAAUAAACUGUCUACCAGUAU
Messenger RNA from Rubroshorea leprosula, 2537 nucleotides. NCBI's taxonomy places the organism in Eukaryota, Viridiplantae, Streptophyta, Magnoliopsida, Malvales, Dipterocarpaceae. The record is from the annotation of a GenBank genome assembly.